Messenger RNA from Tetrahymena thermophila SB210, 2490 nucleotides. RefSeq names its product ATP-dependent protease LA (Lon) domain protein. Gene Ontology annotation, cellular component: peroxisomal matrix. Gene Ontology annotation, biological process: protein targeting to peroxisome; protein processing; protein catabolic process. The transcript has 9 exons. Lineage: Eukaryota; Ciliophora; Oligohymenophorea; Hymenostomatida; Tetrahymenidae. The record is from RefSeq and is a predicted model, not a curated record. Gene Ontology annotation, molecular function: ATP hydrolysis activity; serine-type endopeptidase activity; ATP binding.
AUGAAGAAAAUGCAACUUUACAUUCUACCUGUUAACAACAGAGUAGUAUUUCCAUACUAAACCAUCAACAUAAGGAUUCCUGAAACUUACUAAUAUGAUGCUAAGAAGUUCAACAGCAUGAUAGGUGUUUUACCAAAUUUAGAUCCUACUUUGUGCAAAGAAAAAAAUAUCGAAACAAUCGAAAAUUUUGCUAGAUAUGGAACUAUAUUGAAGAUAACCAGUGAAGAUAGAACUUUUUAUACAUUUACAGCUGGUUAUUAAAAAAAUCAUAGAGAAGUUAGGUAUUACGGAGCAUUCGCAUUUGGUCGUUUUAAAGUAAUUGAUUUUGAUAAAACCUCUCCUUAUUACAUCGCUAACGUAGAAUUGAUUUCAGAUGAAAUCCCUCCUGAAAUAGAAAAAGCUGUUAAAGCUGACAAUACCAUCUCUGACUUCCGUAAUUUAGCUAAAACCUAUGUAGAAAUAGUUUGCAAACCUGAAGCUGUCCCGCCUAAAAAGCAACUUAUAGAGAAUGAAUAAUCAAUCAAUAAGUUAGUUUUUUCAGUAGCUAAUUAUUUGGACGUUCAGCCAGAGGUAAAGCAAGUCAUUUUACAAGUUAAUGAAAUCAAAGAGCGUAUCAAAGAAAUAUGCAAAAUUUUAUAAUCAAAAAACGAUGAGCUCAAACUUGCUAAUGAGUUAGAAAAGAAAGUCAAAAAAGAAAUGUCAAAUGAAUCACAAUCCCGUCAAUUAAUUCUUCGUCAACAACCUCCAUAAUAUGAAAUUGGAGGAUUCAAUGUUUCUCCUGAAGACGAAAUGUCUCAACUAGAAAUGCAAAUUAAGUAGAAGCAACUACCAGAAAACGUGUUUAAUGCUGUAAUGAGAGAAUUUAAAAGAUUGAAAAGUAUUAGAAGUCAAAACGCAGAAACUAAUGUGAUUAGGACUUAUAUUGAUACUGUGUUGGAGCUUCCUUGGAAUGAAACAACUUAAGAUACUUAUGACUUAAAGUUAGCAGAAGAAAUAUUACAUAGAGACCAUUCAGGAUUAGAAAAAGUUAAGAAAAGAAUUUUAGAAUUCCUUGCUGUUCGCUCUUUGAAAGGAAACUCUAAAGGAACAAUUAUUUGUCUUUGUGGACCUCCUGGUGUUGGAAAAACAUCUUUAGGAAAAUCUAUAGCAGAUAGCUUAGGAAGAAAAUUUGAAAGAAUAUCUUUAGGUGGUGUUAGAGAUGAAGCAGAAGUUAGAGGACACAGAAGAACUUACGUUGGUGCUCUCCCUGGUGUUAUUAUCCAAGCUUUAAGAAAGUGCUAAUCUAAAAAUCCAGUAAUUUUACUUGAUGAAAUCGAUAAAAUAAAUAGAGAUUACAGAGGAGAUCCAUCUAGUGCCUUAUUGGAAGUUCUUGACCCUAACUAAAAUUCUACAUUUACUGAUCACUAUCUUGCUUUGCCUUUUGAUCUUUCUAAUGUGAUGUUUAUUGCUACUGCAAAUUAAUUGGAUACAAUUUAAGGACCUCUUCUUGACAGAAUGGAAGUUAUUUAAAUUCCAGGAUACACUUUGGAUGAAAAGAAAGACAUUGCUCACAAGUACUUAAUACCAAAAUAAAUUGAAGAAAACGGAAUCAACUAAAGUAUCAUUGACCUUGAUAAAGAGUCAGUUGAUUUGAUUAUAAAGGCCUAUACAAGAGAAGCUGGAGUACGUCAAUUAGAAAGAAACAUAGGUUCUGUUUGCAGAAGUGUUGCUGUUAAAUAUUCCACCCACAAAUAAUCUCACAAAGACAAGCCAAAUUUGCCUGAAUUCUAAAAAGUAAAAAUAACUCCUGAUUAUGUGAGAGAUGUCUUAGGCAUUGAAAUAUAUGAUGAAGAGGAAAUAAAAGACCGUAUUAAUUCUCCAGGUAUAGCAGUGGGAAUGGCUUAUACAGCUGUUGGUGGAAAAACAUUGAUCAUAGAAGCAAGCAUGAGUUAAGGAAGCGGUAAAAUUAACUUAACUGGUUAGUUAGGCGAUGUUAUGAAGGAAUCUGUACAAACUGCUAUAGGAUGGAUUAAAUCAAAUUGGUAGAACAUUCAAUUCAUGAUGAAAGAUCCUGAUAUUUUUAAGGCUGAAAAAUUAUUUGACAAUAUUGAUAUUCAUGUGCAUUUCCCUGCAGCAGCUACACCAAAGGAUGGUCCUUCAGCUGGUAUUACAAUCACAACUGCAUUACUUUCUUUACUUUCAAUGAGAAAGAUUAGAAGUGAUAUUGCUAUGACUGGUGAAAUAACUUUGAAGGGUUUAGUUCUUCCAGUGGGAGGAAUUAAGGAAAAGGUAUUAGCCGCUUAUGCCAAUGGUAUCAAAACAAUCAUUCUACCUUACAAGAAUCGCAAAGAUACAGAAGAUAUCACUCCUGAGAUUAAGAAAAACAUAGAUUUUAAGUUUGUAAAGAAUAUAUUCGAAGUUCUUGAUAUUGCAUUUGAUGAAUAAGAAGAACUAAGCUUACGCAAGGCUAAAUUUGAAGCCGAUCAAAUGAAUAAACAAAGCAAGCUCUGA